Messenger RNA from Triticum aestivum (bread wheat), 600 nucleotides. RefSeq names its product ethylene-responsive transcription factor 1B-like. The transcript has a single exon. Gene Ontology annotation, molecular function: DNA-binding transcription factor activity; DNA binding. The record is from RefSeq and is a predicted model, not a curated record. Gene Ontology annotation, biological process: regulation of DNA-templated transcription; ethylene-activated signaling pathway. NCBI's taxonomy places the organism in Eukaryota, Viridiplantae, Streptophyta, Magnoliopsida, Poales, Poaceae. The coding region runs from base 1 to 600 and encodes 199 amino acids.
AUGGAGCAGCAGCACAAUGACCACAGUGCCAUGGGCGUCGCUACUCCCUCCUGCUCAUCCUCCACCACAUCAUCUUUGGACUCGUUUCCAUUCGACUCGAGCUUGAGUAGCGGCGAGAUGCUUGACGCGGAAAGGAGUCCUCGGCCCAAGAAGCGAGCACUCUCGGCAGCACCGUCGUACAUCGGCGUGCGCGCGCGGCCGUGGGGACGGUUCGCGGCGGAGAUCCGAGACUCCACGCGUGGCGGCGCACGGGUGUGGCUGGGCACGUUUCAAACUGCCGAGGCCGCCGCGAUGGCCUACGACCAGGCGGCCCUGUCCUCGAGGGGCGCGGCCACGGCGCUCAACUUUCCCCUGGAGCGUGUCCAGGACUCGCUCUGCGCGCUCGGCGCCACCGCCACUGGCUCGUGCAUGGGAGGUUCGCCCGUCCUGGCGCUCAAAUGGCGCCACUCCUGUAGACGGAGGCGCAACAAAGCCGAGAUAUUGAACGAUGCGGCGACAGCCAGGGUGAAAAAGAAGAAACGGUUCAUCGUGGAGCUGGUGGACCUGGGUGCCGAGUACCUGGACGAGCUUCUCAGAAUUACCUGUAAUACAGCUUACUAG